Oryza brachyantha (malo sina) is the source of this 1367-nucleotide messenger RNA. Its product is annotated as protein PHOSPHATE-INDUCED 1 homolog. Bases 150 to 1109 code for a protein of 319 amino acids. The transcript has a single exon. The record is from RefSeq and is a predicted model, not a curated record. NCBI's taxonomy places the organism in Eukaryota, Viridiplantae, Streptophyta, Magnoliopsida, Poales, Poaceae.
GAAGUGUGCACGAAACUGCAACCAUGGCAAAUUGGCAAUUAGGCAUGCAGGAAUCGCACCUAUAAAUAUCCAGUCCCCGUAGCCAUUCAGAACGCACACCAAAGACACGUACUUGUAUACUACACAGCUCUUGCACUUAGAUAUCGAUCAUGGCCUCACAUCUCAUGAGCCACGCAGCAACCGUGCUGGUUUCGGUACUGCUGCUGUGCUCGGCACAUCAAUCCGUGGGAGCCAGAAGGCUCAUGGAGCUGUACAAGCCACAGCCCAGCGAUCUCCUCACGUACCACAACGGCACCGUGCUGCAGGGCGACAUCCCCGUGUCGGUCAUCUGGUACGGCCGCUUCACGCCGGCGCAGAAGGCCGUCGUCUCCGACUUCCUCCUGUCGCUCACCGUCGCCUCGCCAGCGCCGACCCCGUCCGUGUCGCAGUGGUGGAACACCAUCAACCAGCUCUACCUGUCCAAGGCGGCGAAGGGCAAGAACGGCGGCGGUGCCAAGACCACCACGCAGGUGAGGCUCGCCGGCCAACUGUCCGACGACCGGUGCUCGCUCGGGAAAAGCCUCACGCUGUCCAAGCUGCCGGCGCUGGCGGCGAGGGCCAAGCCCAGGAAGGGCGGGAUCGCGGUGCUGCUCACCGCGGAGGACGUGGCCGUGGAAGGGUUCUGCAUGAGCCGCUGCGGCACGCACGCCUCAAACGCCAAGGCGCGCACGGCGUACGUCUGGGUCGGCAACUCCGCCACGCGGUGCCCCGGCCAGUGCGCGUGGCCGUUCCACCAGCCGGUCUACGGGCCUCAGACGCCGGCGCUGGGGCCGCCCAGCGGCGACGUCGGGAUGGACGGCAUGGUGAUGAACAUCGCCAGUAUGGUCGCCGGCGUCGUGACCAACCCGUUCGGUGACGGGUUCUACCAGGGUCCCAAGGAGGCGCCGCUGGAGGCCGCGACGGCGUGCCCGGGGGUCUACGGCAGCGGCGCCUACCCCGGCUACGCCGGGAACCUGGCGGUGGACCCCGCGACGGGGGCGAGCUACAACGCCAAUGGAGCCCACGGGAGGAAAUACCUGCUUCCGGCUCUGUUCGAUCCUGCCACGUCAACCUGUUCAACUUUGGUGUGAUGCCGGAGGAAAUAUGGUAAACCGGUGUAUAUACGGCGUACGAGCAAAUUUUAUUCCUGUUAAAAAAACUGUAAUGCUUAUGAUUUUUAUGAAGAUUCAUAACAGUUCUAUAAAAAGAUUAGCAGCAAAUGAAAAGUUAUAUCUCACGAGUACGAAUUCACACCGUCACUUGUGUUCGUUUGUGCAAACAGUGAAGUUUAGCUAAGUUCAUGAGCGCGUGCGUAUAUAUGUUGUCAGCGAAUUUUGUAGCCCCGCCAA